Molecule: messenger RNA, 1211 nt
Organism: Arachis ipaensis
Lineage: Eukaryota; Viridiplantae; Streptophyta; Magnoliopsida; Fabales; Fabaceae
Source: RefSeq, a predicted model, not a curated record
UUUGUGUUUGCCUUCCGCUGCCGCAGAGAGGAAGAACACGACCUUCUUUUCUGCUCUUCGAUCACAUCAGCAUCACCCUACACCUUCAUCUUCAUCUUCCCUCCUCGAAGAAGAACUCGAAUUGCAGCAUGCCGAGAUGCGUAGGGUUGUGGCUGACAACCGCAGGCUCAUUGAGGACCGUGUGGUAUUGCAGCGUGACCUUGCUGCUGCCAAGGAGGAACUUCACCGUAUGAACCUUGCCAUUGGUGAUAUUCGUGCUGAGCAUGAGCUGCAUUCCAGGGAGCUCAUUGACAAAGGAAGGAAGAUGGAGUCUGAUCUCAGGGCUGCCGAGCCCCUGAAGAGUGAGGUUGCGCAGCUGCGAGCCGAGGUUCAGAAACUUAACACUCUUAAGCAAGAACUUACAGGGAAGGUUCAGACGCUUAAUCAGGAUGUUGCAAGGUUACAAGCUGAUAAUAAACAGAUUCCCAUGUUGAAGUCCGAGAUUGAUGGCCUACGCCAGGAGCUAAUGCGUGCAAGAACCAUGAUGGAUUAUGAAAAGAAGGCAAACAUAGAGUUCAUGGAACAAAGGCAAUCAAUGGAGAAAAACAUGGUUUCCAUGGCUCGGGAAGUGGAGAAGCUACGUGCAGAGCUUGCUAGUGUUGAUGGCAGACAGUGGGGUGCUGGUGGGCCUUAUGGAACACAGUUUGGUAGCCCCAAAGGGGGUUAUCCAGCUCUGUAUGCAGAUGGAUAUGGACCAUAUGGCGUUCACCUGGGUGCUGUGGAGAAAGGUCCUCUGUAUGGGGCAGGUGCUACUUCAAGGAAAGGACCUGAGAAGUCUCGCACUAAUCGCCGUUGAAAUUCAAGUGAUCGCUGUUGGUGAAGAAGAGAGGCUUGCCAUCACUUUAGCCCGUGUUAACACCAUGGCUGUGAUUGAGUUUGGCAUCCUUCUAUCUGUGCAUGCCUCAUCAAUGCUUAUUUUCUGGUUAUAAUUGGUUCGUAACUAGCAUAUAUAGGUUUCGGUGUUGCUUUGUUUCGUAUUUAUAGGGAAAGUUGUUGCAAUAUGUCUAAGUUCAAAACCUAGUAUGAUGAAACUUAAAUUUAUCUAUCUUCCAUUGAUACAUAUUUCUAGUUUUUUUAUUAUUGCUUUUGGCUAUUAUUGUUGUCUAUCUUUCUUCUCGGAAAGACAUGUUUUAAAUAAUUCAUGAGAUGAAAUGAGGUAUAGUUCCCAUGUG